Molecule: messenger RNA, 1176 nt
Organism: Melanotaenia boesemani (Boeseman's rainbowfish)
Lineage: Eukaryota; Metazoa; Chordata; Actinopteri; Atheriniformes; Melanotaeniidae
Gene: slc22a3
Product: organic cation transporter 2
Biological process (GO): transmembrane transport
Molecular function (GO): transmembrane transporter activity
Source: RefSeq, a predicted model, not a curated record
AUGCUUGUAGGAGACUUGGGGCCUUUCUGGAAAAAAGUUGUCAUGCUUGGCUCUUUGCCUUUGAUGAUUUUUGCUUUUGUGCUUGUUGUUGUUGUUUUUUUAGGGCACACUCCUGUUCACUGGUGUUGGAGUCCUGGAUCUGAGCACCUCCAGGAGGAAUGUGGCUGGACAGAGGUCAAGGUGCAUGAAGUGAGCGUUUCCCACUCGGAACAGUUGGGAUCCUACAGCAGAUCUCCUCAAGUAAACUUUAUUUCUCCCUUGUUUUCUUUGGUCUGUGAGAAAUCCUGGCUUGCUGACCUGCACCGGGUUUCUCUGGCAUUUGGAUUUUUUUGUUGGAUCGUAACUGGAUAUCUGGCUGACAGGUUUGGUAGAAAACACUGCUUUCUUGAGUUGCUUGGCCUGGGAAUUUCAGGUGUGGGAGGGAUGCUGUCGCCAUGGUACCCACUGGCGCUUACCUUAUAAUUUUUACAGGGGUUUUGCAGAAAGGGAAUGUGGGUGGCCAACUACAUAUCAGUGAUUGAGUUCUUUGAAGCAAACAACAGGAAAUUUGUGUCCAUAGUUUGUCGAACUCUCUACUCUACUGGUAGCAUCCUGCCUGCCCUAUCUGCCUGGAGGACUUUGCAGCUGGUUAUGAGUCUUUCUUGCUUUCUAUUUAUCUCAUACUACUGGUUUAUAAGCACUGUUGCAUUUCAAGGCCUAGUCCUGUGACUGGGUAUGACUGGUAACAAUCUGUUCUUGGAUUUCUUCAUCUCAGAGCUGCCAGCUGGGUUUAUCUGUUAUCUGCUGGUGGACAGAGUGGGCAGACGCUCCCUAAUGGCCAUCAUUAACUUCACUGGAAGCAUCGCCUGCCUCUUCUUCCCUUUCGUAUCCACUGAGUAUUCCUGGUUGAAGAGGUCAGUUGCAAUCAUUGGGAGACUUGCUGUUGCCACUGGAUUUGAGACCACUGCAUUUGCAAACUCUGAGAUGUACUCGACAUCUCUGAGAAAUCUGGGUGUGUCAGUGUGUUCAUCGGCCAGCGACAUUGGCAAAAUUGCUGCGCCAUUCCUUCUUUACAGACUAGCCAGUAUUUGGCAGGAGUUGCUUCUUAUUGUUUAAGGUGUGAUGUCGGUCCUGCACAGUGCCCUAGUGACACUGUUGCCUGAGAUGAGCGGUUUUGCUUUGCCAGAAACCAUGUAA